Molecule: messenger RNA, 4427 nt
Organism: Sciurus carolinensis (gray squirrel)
Lineage: Eukaryota; Metazoa; Chordata; Mammalia; Rodentia; Sciuridae
Gene: Sfrp1
Product: secreted frizzled related protein 1
Exons: 3
Coding region: 329-1273 (314 amino acids)
Biological process (GO): canonical Wnt signaling pathway; non-canonical Wnt signaling pathway; negative regulation of canonical Wnt signaling pathway
Molecular function (GO): Wnt-protein binding
Source: RefSeq, a predicted model, not a curated record
CGCUGGAGCACCGCGCACUCGAGUCCUGCAGCACCGGGAGGAGGUGUCGCGCGCCCGCCUGCAGUCCGCUGCGCCUCUUGGGAGCCGGGACCGUACUCGGUCCUCCGCGCCACGCUUCGCUCCUGGUGCGAACUCCCGCCACAGCGCCUGAGGCAGGCCAAGGGCCGCCACCCGCGGGAGACCCGGCAAGAGCGCGCCGCCUCGGAGCCGGGCAGGAGUGGGGACGGCGCCUUUUGUCCCUGGAGAUCCUGAAAGUUUGCGGCGGGACGCGCGCGUGAAGGUAGCGCAGGCAGCCCCGACGUCGCGGCAGCUAGUUCUCUGAGCCAGCAUGGGCAGCGGGCGCGGCGCGGGGGGCCGCCGCUGGGCCGCCUCCGGUGUGCUGCUGGCGCUGGCCGCGGGACUCCUGGCCGCGGGCACAGCCAGCGAGUACGACUAUGUGAGCUUUCAGUCGGACAUCGGCUCGUACCAGAGCGGGCGCUUCUACACCAAGCCGCCGCAGUGCGUGGACAUCCCGGUGGACCUGCGGCUGUGCCACAACGUGGGCUACAAGAAGAUGGUGUUGCCUAACCUGUUGGAGCACGAGACCAUGGCCGAGGUGAAACAGCAGGCCAGCAGCUGGGUGCCUCUGCUCAACAAGAACUGCCACAUCGGCACCCAGGUCUUCCUCUGUUCUCUCUUCGCGCCCGUCUGCCUCGACCGGCCCAUCUACCCGUGCCGCUGGCUCUGCGAGGCCGUGCGCGAUUCGUGCGAGCCGGUCAUGCAGUUCUUUGGCUUCUACUGGCCAGAGAUGCUCAAGUGUGACAAGUUCCCCGAAGGAGACGUCUGUAUCGCUAUGACCCCGCCCAAUGCCACCGAAGCCUCCAAGCCCCAAGGUACAACUGUGUGUCCUCCAUGUGACAAUGAGUUGAAAUCGGAGGCCAUCAUUGAACAUCUUUGUGCAAGCGAGUUUGCACUGAGGAUGAAAAUCAAAGAAGUGAAAAAAGAAAAUGGCGACAAAAAGAUUGUUCCCAAGAAGAAGAAGCCCCUGAAGUUGGGGCCCAUCAAGAAGAAGGAGCUGAAGAAGCUGGUGCUGUUCCUGAAGAAUGGGGCAGACUGCCCCUGCCACCAGUUGGACAACCUCAGCCACCACUUCCUCAUCAUGGGCCGCAAGGUGAAGAGCCAGUACUUGCUGACGGCCAUUCACAAGUGGGACAAGAAAAACAAGGAGUUCAAAAACUUCAUGAAGAAGAUGAAAAAUCACGAAUGCCCCACUUUUCAGUCGGUCUUUAAGUGAUUCUCACGGGGUGGGUUGGGGAGGGAGCCGUGGGUGGGGUGAGGGACGGGGGAAGAGCGGACGACCCUGGAACCCGGGGGUUCCCACACACUGCUCCUGUUGGUAGUGGACGUUGCCACCCGGCUGGCUUUGUUCUUGCAGUAUUCCCACUCCCUUCCCUUCGUAGCCACACUCCAGACCCCAGUAUAGCCACGUCCAGGUAAGGAAAGGGCCAUUUAGAUUAGGAAGGCUUUUAAGAUCUGCAGCGUGGAAUAGUAGCCACUGUGCUUUAUUCAGAGACACAGUCACUAAAAUAUUUUUUGCCAGUGAAAACAAACAAACAUGAAAAAGAGGUAUUGGGCAAAAAGUGAGAGAAGGCAGCAGAAACUAAGUUCUGCAUCUUUCCUAGUGUUGUUGUAAAUUGCUUAUGGGCUUCCCAGCCAAUCUGUGCCUCUGGAACUAGGAAAUUCUGAGUGUUGGUAAAUUGCAUUGUUUUCAGUUCCAGAAUGAUCUCUCUGCUUCAGAUAGAAACACAUACACUGCACUUGUCGUUUCAGAUAACUUCUGAAAGUAAUAGGUGCAGGGAUGAAAAGUGCAGGUGCAGUAGGUAGUAGUGAGAACAAAGUGACUAGAAGAGAGGUCAUUGCCUGCUCUGCUCUAGAUUCUCCCAUGGGAUCCUCUUUGGAUAUGAAUUGGCCAGUCUCAGAUGCACUGCUGUUCAUGUCCACCUUGUGCAUGACCUCAUUUCCACCCACGUGCAGGGGCGACAUGCAUUCGCUUUCAUGUAAAGAAGAGGAACACAGUGGGCACAAGAGAGAUGAGGAUUUUCAAGCUGAGAAGGCAAUGGUUUGUUGUUUUCCAAAAACAUAAAGAAGAAAAGAAUGUUUGAAUUCUUCACUAAAUUACUAGUCAGGGUAAAUUGUGAAAUUGGGUAAAGAGCUUUAUAUUCUCAUUUCACACAUUCAUUUCACAUUUUAAAAGAACAAAGAUGAUGACAAAAAACGUAUUGACUUUUCAAGGUUUUUAAAAAAAGUCUACAUUGGGCAUUUGAAAGGCCAAUCAAGACCAAGGUCUCCUGAUCCAUAUGAGAAGCUCCUUCACUGGGCCUUUUCAGGUGGAGGUGGAUUCGAGGUCCUCCUUUGUGAGUUCUCAGAUGCCCUGGAGCUAAUGCAACGCUGACAGAAUUCCUAGUGCUUCCCAAACUUUGCUCUCCUGUGAAGGAACUGAUUCCGUUAAACUUGGUUUCCUUUAGAUCUAAGAAAUUUCAAACAUCCUGCCUGUCUGACACCCUCCACGUUUUACUUUUGUACUCCCCCACCCCAUUUCUUCCAAGGGAAAGUUGACACAAAUGUCCCCAUCCAAGAAAACAGUUUCAGAGGCAAACCAUCUCUGCAGUUUUUUCCUAAGUGCCAGGAGAUGUUUCUCAAAGUCAUUUUGCCUAAUAAGUGAUAUAAAUAAAACAGUUCUCUUAAACCACUUUACUUCUGUUGUCCAAUGUAGAGCAAGUAAUUCUAAAAACAUAAUAAUAAUAACAACGUUAAUUUCUUCUGCCAAAGCCUGAUUCUUGAUUUCCCUAUCACAUCUCAAGGACCUUAGUGGUUGCCCCUCUGGGCAAACAUUCAUACCCAAUCCAGAUGUAGCAGUGAAGCUGUCAGGUGUCAAUCACCCUAGUGGCCCUGGACUGACAGAAGCACUGGAAGAUUCUGUUAAUUCUGGAAAACUCCAGUAUGAAAAUCAGCAUGCCAACUUAGUUACCUACCUGAGAGUGAUCCUGAUGUAAUUAACCUCUCAUAAUUAGUAAUCCCAUCAUUUUAACACUUUAACACUCUCUGAUCUUUAAAGUUUUGGGGGACUUAAAUGAUUUGCCUAUAAUUUUGUAUGACUUAAAAUGUGUAUAUAUAUUAGUAAUUAGAAAUAUUAUACUUUCCAUUGUCCAACUGUUAGAGCAAGUUCACAAGUACAUGGAUUUGGGCCUUCAUUUUUGUGGAUUAAGUCAAGAGCUCAGUGAUUGUUAUGGAUCUAAUGCACAUUUUGACAAAGUGUGUUAUGCAUUGGGGCCCUUUCUAUGUUUAGGGGCCUUCACAGAGGGAUUUAUCUGGGAUAUCAGCAGUUACCACAGAAAGAGUAAGGAAGAGCAGGUGGCCAUGCUGUACACUCUGUAAAUGGGAAUUCUCAGGUAGGAAGCAACUUUUUUGGAAAGGGUUCAAAAUAACUUGGCAAUGUGAACCACAGCUGCACAUUUUACCCCAGCCACAGGGUCCUUGGUCUUUAGGUUUGACUGUAUACUUUGUUGAAGAAUUUAGAUACAUACCAGCUUUGUCUCUACUGCAUCAGCAAUUUCAGGAAGAAAAGGGUGACUAUCUAUGGGCCCAAAGUUGCAUUAUUACCAGCUGUUGUUUUUUUCAACAAAGGAUAUAAAAAACCAAUGUACAGACUCAUUGAUUUAGUCAUUGGUUUCCAAAAGAGGAUAGUUUUUGCUAGUACAAAAGUUGGAUUUGUGAAGCUUUAAAAUCAUUCUGGAGAAAGUCCCAUAAGGCCGUUGGCAGAUCGCAGCUAAAUCUUUGAAGAAUAUUAGUAGUUAUCUUAGAAGAUAGUAUGGGAGCUGAUAAUUCCAAGAACAUUUUAUUUUUAAGAUAUCCUGUGUAACACUUGGCUCUUGGUGUUGGUGGAUUAGCACCAAGUUCUCCCCAGGGCAGAAUCCAAUCAGAGCUCCAGUUUUCAUUUGGAUCUGUAAAUUACAGAAAUCCCAUUUCCCAAACCUAGAAUCUGUUUUUCUCAUCAGACUCCAUGUAGCUAGUUGCUCUGUUGUAACUUCAUAGAUGUGUUGAGCUCAGUGAGUGAGCUGUUUUAGAAGUGCACCUUAGACAAUUUCCCCAGAAUAAUGUGCUGGCUGUUCUGACCUGUUGUCAGAAGAUUUGCAGGACACAGAUAAAAUUCCCGUUUCCUUGAGUUCCUUUGUAGUUCUCCUCUCUUAGAGUCUAAAUCUUUUACACAAGCUUUGAAUACUGUGAAAAUGUUUUACAUUCCAUUUCAUUUGUGUUGUUUUUUUAAGUGCAUUUUACCAGAUGUUUUGAUGUUAUCACUUAUGUUAAUAGUAAUUCCCGUAUGUGUUCAUUUUAUUUUCAUGCUUUUCCUCCCAUGUAUUCACUUGACUAAAAUCACUCAAUUAAUCAAC